GCCUACUUCCGGGUUCUGUCACAAGAUUUUGUUUUGUGUCUGUUUUUACUAAUAAAAUUCUUAGAACUGUGAUAAAACAUUUAGCCAGUAUGGGGAAUAAAUCUUCUAUGCAGCUUCAACAAGAAGAAAUUGAUGAAAUUCAAAAGGAAACAGGAUUUUCCCACAACCAGAUUGUUCGCCUCUUCAGCAGAUUCACAAGUCUAGACAAGAAUAACAACGGCUUCCUCAGUCGAGAAGACUUCCUGAGAAUUCCUGAGCUCGCUAUUAAUCCUCUGGGUGACAGAAUCGUGCACUCUUUCUUCUUAGAGAGCAAUGAAGAGACCGUCAACUUCAAGCAGUUUAUGAGCGUACUGGCCAGAUUCAGACCCACUAAGUCUAAUGAAAGCAAGAAUAAACUCAACACAAGGGAAGAAAAACUCAAAUUUGCUUUCAAGAUGUAUGACUUGGACAGUGAUGAGAAGAUCUCCCGAGACGAAUUGUUGGCCGUGUUACACAUGAUGGUCGGAGACAAUAUCUCAGAAGACCAGCUGAACAGCAUUGCUGACAGAACUACCACGGAGGCUGAUGAAGAUGGAGAUAGCAUGAUCUCAUUUGUGGAGUUUAAAAAGGUUAUGGAAAGAGUGGACGUUGAGCAGAAGAUGAGUAUUCGAUUCCUGAACUAGACACCACAAAACACUGCAGCAUCAAUCCAGUUCCUGAACAAGACACUUCAAAACACUGCAGCAUGAAUCUAUUUUCUCAACAAGAGACCACAAAACACUGCAACAUGCUAAACAUUCUUGGAGUGACUCUGUUUGAACGUGUAAUCAUCUAGUUUGUAUGAACAGAAUUCAUGGCAAACUACAUGUACAUAAAAGUUUCAGUAAAGCUUAUGUCGAAUGCAUUUAACUAUCCUGUCACAAAACUUAAUAUGUGUUAUUAUUGUUAAGGUACUAAUUAUUCAUUCACUCAGCACUAACUAUUUAUUUUUAUAUUUAAACAGGAAUUAGGCUAUUUAUAUAUUAUGAUGUAUUAUAUUUAUGAAGUACACACUUCUACUUGUAAUGCUUUUAGCAUGCCAUGACUUGACCUGUGUCAUAAUACUAACAGCAGCUGGUUUGCUUUAAUCUGAUGGUUAUCUUUUAACUUUUAUUAGGGUGUUUUGGGUAUGUGUGAAUGACAAACCGAGUUUGUAAAUUACAAUUUUUAUUGACUGAGCGGUUUUGGAUUGAAAAUAUAAGAAAAUGAACAAAUUUCAGACCAAAUUUUUUAACUGUUUUUCUGUUACUGAAAUUAGUCCGACGUAGUCAAAAUUGGUCCAGACCAGCAAGUUUUUAGAAGCCCUGCAUAUUAGUAUACAAUCUUAUAUCAUAAAGGAUUUUCAUUUGAUUGCUAGUGCUGUAAAUAAAGUAUGUAUAUUUUUCACUAAAAAAUAAUAUUUUUUUAAGAAUUUUGAGUGGGAAAAAAGCAAUAAAAGCUGUAACCUUACAGUUUAAUUAAAUGUUGUUGCUUUUUUGAAAAUUAAAAAAGUUACCUUUUGUUUCAAAAUAGUCUGUUUCAAAAGAAACAGCGUGAUUUAAGAAAUAAAUUGGAGUUAAUGUUUAAUCACUCAAAGACAUGGCACUUCCAAACAGAUAGAACUGGUAGUUUUCUUUACUUUAAAUAUAUGCAAAGGUUUAAGAAUCCACUUUUCUCCCACCUCAGAUAAGUAGAUCCAUUAAUUUAACCAUGCUAGAAAUUCUUAUCUUGCCCACGGGCGAAGAUAAAAUGCCCGUAUGGAACUUCUUUUUAUGGUCACCACAUUGUAAUUACCUCCCUUGUUGAAGACUGUCGUCUGUAGCGCAUCAUGGAAACCUUGUCUUGUGGCAAUAUUUAGAACGCUAGUUAAUCAUUUCUCGCUUCAAAUGUCACCAGAAAACAGUUUUCACACACCUUUCAAGAAAUAAUGCUUUACUCUUCUUAGAACUAUUUAAAGACCGAUCAGACCAUUUACAUACUCUGAAUCACUGCGCGAAUAUCCAUGACAACCACAAAUUAUCACAUAUCCGUACGCAAUUAUUUUCACUAAGCACAAAAGAGUUCCAGCAAAAAAAUACAUUUUUACUUAAUUUUGUUUAACUGAGGUGGGAGAAAAAGGAUCUACCAUAGCCGCUUGUGUAAGAUAGGUUCAUCCCGACCCUCAUGCAGGGUGUUUUGCGGAAACUCAGUAAACCUCGUUUCCGCAAAACACCCUACGCUCUGGUCGGAAUGAACCUAUCUUACACUCUCGGCCAUGGAAGAUACUUAUAAUCUUGAUAGCAAUUAUAUUGGAUAGGAAAUAACAUGCCCUACUUGCAUAUACAAUAUGUUAGCAAUAUAUACAGCAAAUAUGACAUACGUUAUCAUUACAAUACAUAUGAGCAUUUAAAUAUAAGUACAUGUUUAUUUAUUUCUUUUGAUGUACUUUUGAAAAUAUGUUUCCUUGAUUAAACGGGUAUAGUUAGUUUUGCUGUAUGUUAUGUGUAAAAGAUCUAGUAUUUUUGUCAUGUUUAUAAUGGGCCGCUUGUUCCGAACUUUGAUAGAGUUAACAAUGUGAUUAACAACAUCGUUGUUAACUUUUAAAGGAAAAUAUUUACGAUGUGCUAAAAUAUUUAAAUAUAAACAAGAACAGCUGAAACAGUGGUCUGAAAUCUUGUUAAAUAUACAGUAGAUCACAAAUGGAUCCAUUAAAUUUUCAGAGCAGGAAUUAUUUGAAAGUUAACAAUAAUUGGGUUAACAAUGUUGUGAGCUUUAACAUAGAUCAGACUAUCGGCCAAAUGUGUAUUAUAUUAGGAGGUACAUGUACUCCUUAAAGUUUUACUUGUAUUUGAAACUUCAUUCGGAACUUCUCCACCAUUUUGAUCGAAAACAACCUCGGACGUAUUCCGGUACAUCUGUAGAAGUAGUUUGUAAAAUUUUGAAUUAUGUCAUUAACUAAAUGUGGUGUUUUAACAUGCAUUUGUAUUAUCUAAGUUUAAAUUGAUUGCCAGUGAAAUGUAUUAUUGCAAACAUAAUUAAGAUUUCCAAGAGUCAAGUCAUUAAGUUUAACUGCUAAAUUAAAUUACUACACAAUCUACUUGCAGGUGACUUAAAAAGAUCUAAUUUCUGACAUUGUAAACCGUCCAUAUUCAUCCAAGGUUGUUUUUUUAUAAAAAUUGCCGAGGAGUUACAAAUGUUUGAAACUUGAUUCAAAUAUGGCCAUAUUGCAGGAUCUCUGAAACAAAAACAAAUAUUUAGAAAAUUAUUGUUAUGAAUAGGUUAAUUAAAAUAAAGAAAAUGGUUUAAAACACUUGGUUAUGAAAAAUAUUAUAUUAUUAUAAAUAUACAGAUGAAGGUUUUUAUUUUAUCAAGGGUAAUAUAUAGGUCAAAUAGAAGGUUUUUCAUCAAGGGUAAUAUAUAGGUCAAAUAGAAGGUUUUUAUUUCAUCAAGGGUAAUAUAUAGGUCAAAGUUUUUAUUUCAUCAAGGGUAAUAUAUAGGUCAAAUAGAAGGUUUUUAUUUCAUCAAGGGUAAUAUAUAGGUCAAAUAGAAGGUUUUUAUUUCAUCAAGGGUAAUAUAUAGGUCAAAAAGAUUAUACAAGUUCUUACACUCAUAAUGCAUAUUGAUGUCAGCAAGUAAUAUUAUAUGAAAUCCAACUGUCACUGAUUUACUCAGAAUUUAUUAUUUACAUGUGUUUGUGAUGGAAACCGUCUGCCAUUUUUUGGCAUACAUGUAACAUUAACAGGCUUUAUAUAUUGCGAAAAAAAUCAUAUUCUUUUUAGAUCUCAAUUUUUCUUGACAAAAUGAGGUUGGCUUUAUUUUGUUUAAAAAAAGGUGCUUUUUAUUAUUUAUAAUUUAUAUGCUAAACCAGUAAACGUUAACCCAGUUUUGAUAAGCUUUUUUUAUUCAUGACACAUUUAAUUCUGUCACCAGAAAAGCAUGGCAGACACUUAAGGUUAAGUUUGUCUAUUGUUGUCAUUGUAGACGGGGUUCUAAAGUUCCGGAUUAAUCCUGAAAUCCAUCGUUGGAUACCCCCGAUACACACCACGCAAUGCUUCGUUGUGUACCAUUGGCAAUUUGACUAGGAAAAUCUCAUAAUCAUGAAUAAUUAAUGAGGCAGUUUCAUUGGUUCCACAAAGUACCAGAUGCUUUACGAUUGAAAAAUAUUCUGGCGAAUGCCGGAGUUGAACCGGGUCCGCCUUCUCAGUACAAUAAUACUUGGCAGCAGUCAUGACCAGACGGCCACGGAGACUACUGACACUGUAAAGUUAUUGAACAAUAUUUGAGUGUAACAUGCAAAUUCAUUUGAAGAAGAGUUGUCUCUCCUGCCUCAUGCAUAUUCAUUAAAACGAGAUUAUUAGUCAAUUGUCCCACGGUAUGUAUGAAGUGUAAUGGAAGAAAGUAACCGUGGUUGCCAACAAUGCCUGAAAUCAGGAUUAAGAACUUCUGAUAAUUGUACAGUUGUAAAAAUUGUUUUUUGCUCCAACAUUUGCAUUAAAAGCAGUAUGUAAUACCUUGAAAUGAAUAUAGAUGACUUUGGAAACAAUUUCUAAAAGGGGUCUAAGCCCCUUGACCCUCAGUUGGGCAUGACUCCCUUUAUACUCAAAACAGACCCCAGGCUGUAGACCACAUUGUCAGUGUCACACUUUAUAUACGCAGUACUUUUUGAACAACUUGGUAUAGAGCCUUCAAUCUUGCGUUGUACUGUGGUCAUUAUGUCAUUAGUUCACCCCUAUUGGUUUUUGGGGUCAAAGGUCAUUGUUGCCUAAAAAAAUGAGCACUUAUGUUUCUGAUGAAUAUUUUUGAACAACUUGGUGUAAAAUUUUCAAACUUGGUAUUGGCCAUUUGCUAUGGUCAGUAGGUGACCCCUAUUUAUUUAAAGGUCAAAGGUCAAGGACAUGGUCUUAAUAGAAAUAUUAUUGGUUUUCCCGACAGGCAACAUAUCUGAUGCACGGAAAUCAAGUUUAUUUUUGUGAUAGCAAUUGAUGAACUCUUUUAAAUUGUAAAUGAGCACUUUAUCAAUUGUCUUGUUGAAAAAUGUUUGCAAAAUAAAAUUUGGUGAAGUGAAA
Messenger RNA from Mya arenaria, 5042 nucleotides. Its product is annotated as calcineurin B homologous protein 1-like. The transcript has 7 exons. The record is from RefSeq and is a predicted model, not a curated record. Bases 90 to 662 code for a protein of 190 amino acids. NCBI's taxonomy places the organism in Eukaryota, Metazoa, Mollusca, Bivalvia, Myida, Myidae. Gene Ontology annotation, molecular function: calcium ion binding.